AUGGAUUCUAUAUGGAGUUUGUUGUGUGUACAUAUAGGUACACAUAUGAUGGGGAUUUAUAUGCACAGGGACUUAACAAGAAUUCAUCCUUUGUUUAUGGCAAUGCAUGAUUUUUGUACAUGUACUGCUAUUAAGCCAGGUAUUUCCCAUCUUACAUUUGUGCCUCUGGUUUUUCCUCCCCAAGUGCAGAACCUGACAUUUGUCGCUGUUGAAAUUCAUUUUGUUAGCUUGGGCCCAGUUCUCCAACCCAUUGUCAUUUUGAAUUCAGAUUUUGUCUUACAGGCUUCCUCAACCUUGGGCCUCCAGAUGUUUUGA
Podarcis lilfordi (Lilford's wall lizard) is the source of this 315-nucleotide messenger RNA. Lineage: Eukaryota; Metazoa; Chordata; Lepidosauria; Squamata; Lacertidae. The record is from the annotation of a GenBank genome assembly.